CACCCACAGCGCCCGCGCAAGCCGGGACAGCGGCCCCUCGGCGGCCCGGGGAAAGGCCCUUCUGCGCCCGCGCGGGGAGGGACUGGGCCCUCCCCCUCUCCCUGCCGGUGCGCCCGCGUGAGGCCAGAAGGGGCGGAGUCCCACCGAGGCCGGAGCGCGGAGCGCGCAUGCGCACGCCGAGCGGCUCUGCGGCGGCGCGGAGGGAGAGCCUUGGGCCCCUUCCCGCCAUCUCGGGAGGCGGGGCUUGUCGCGCGGCUUGAUGACGUCAGCGAAGGCGACCCGGGUUGCUUGGGAUGGUGGCUGUGACUGGCGGGGAAGCGGCGCCGGCAGCCGGGCCUGCAGCGCUUUCCUGAAAGGACUGAGAGUCUCCCCAAGAGGUUGUUAUGGCUCUUCCCCACGUGCAGCCGCCCAGCUUCCUACUGGCCAGCCUGAAGGCGGACUGUGUGAGCAAGCCCUUCGCCCAGCGGUGCCAUGACCUGGUGAAGGUGAUCGAGGACUUCCCGGCCAAGGAGCUGCACUACAUCUUCCCAUGGCUCGUGGAGAACAUCUUCGGCAGCUUGGACGGCGUCCUGGUCGGCUGGAACCUGCGGUGUCUGCAGGGGAGGGUGAACCCCAUCGAGUACAGCAUCGCCAUGGAGUUCCUGGACCCCAACGGGCCCAUGAUGAAGCUGGUGUACAAGCUCCAGGCCGAGGACUACAAGUACGACUUCCCGGUGUCCUACCUUCCGGAGCCCGUGCGGGCGUGCAUCCAGGAGCGCGUCCUCCCCGAGUGCCCGCUCUACCACAACAAGGUCCAGCUCCCCGCGGCGGGCGCCCAGGGCCUGCACUUGGCGCUCAGUCCGUUUGAAUACUACAUGUUCUUCUUCGCCCUGAGCCUCAUCACGCAGAGGAACUUUCCUCUGUCGGUUCACGUCCGAACCUCCGACUGUGCCUAUUUCCUCCUGGUGGACCGCUACCUGGCCUGGUUCUUACCCACGGAAGGAAACGUCGUCCCUCCGCCCUCGACCACCCUGGGAUGCACCAUCCCUUCCCCCACCCCCAGGACCCCCGCUGUGCCUUUCACUUCCUACGGCCUGCACCACACGAGCUUGCUGAAGCGGCACAUCUCCCAUCAGCCCUCGGUGAAUGCAGACCCGGCCUCACAGGAGAUCUGGAGAUCGGAGACCCUGCUCCAGGUCUUUGUGGAGAUGUGGCUUCACCAUUACUCUCUGGAGAUGUAUCAGAAAAUGCAGUCCCCUCACGCCAAGCUGGAGGUGCUCCACUACCGACUCAGUCUCUCCAGUAGCCUCCACAGUUCUCCUGCCCAAAGCAGCUACCAGGCCCUCCACGCGUACCAAGUACACCAUUUUUUGUUUGGCUUCUUUGUCUGCUCUUGCUGGCAAUCCGCAGAGAAUAGGGGGUGGGGGCGUCAGCAUGGACUGCGAGGCCCUGGAGCUGCAGGGAGGGCCUUUGGCCGAGUGGAGGGGCUCGCCGCCUCGCUGGUGUCCUGGGGCCCUCGGGCAGCCGGGGCAGCCUCUGGCCUCUUUCUCCGGGCGCUGGACACAGGCCAGUGCCAGGGCCCUUGGGUUGCUCCUGAAUCGGGGCAGGCCGGUGCUGGGCCCCUGGGUCGCAUCCGGAUCGGGGCAGGCUGGGCCGGGAACUCGGAGAUGUCAAUAGCAUGUAAGGUCAUGGACACGACACAUGACCGGAGGAGGCUUCUCCUUUCCUCGGCCCUGCCCUGGGGGCGAUCGGGAAGGCUCUUCAGCCCUCUUGGGCUGAGUGAUGAAGCACUCCAGGCCUUCCCAGGAGAAGGGGCCCAGCAAGAACAGAGUCCCGGCCACGAGAGCGACACCGUCCAGGGCGGAGGAGAGCCAGGGCUGCUCCUCUGGGGGCCAGGAAAUGGUAGACCGGGGCGGAUGUUAAACAUGGUCUUAGAUCCCAAAAAUCUGCUGCAUAAGAGGAAAGCUGGCGGGAGCUCUGUGUGCAGAGUGGAUGAAAAAGCCGGGGCUCAACUGGACCGAGCUCGGCGUCUCCUCUCGGGAGCCCGUGCUGGGCGGUCCUGUGCCAGUGUUUCAUGGCCAUUCCGAAGUUCUUCGGAGACCUUGAGAGAGUUUGUGUAUCAUUUUCCUGACCACCUUAGUAAAGUCCAGGCAGAGCUCAAGGAGCUGCAGGAUUCUUGGCUCAGAAAGGAGGCACAUGAAAUGCAGGUUUAUGGCGAUAGUAACCGCCCAAAGCCCUUUAAUGAUUCCCUGGAGGCUAUUUUCGGGAGUCUUGGUAGAGUCCUCAAUAGCCUGACCCUUCACCCGGAAAACGGCCGUCUGAGAGCCGACAUGGCUUCCGGAGGGGCCGAUGACUGCCCGCCUGGCGGCUGCCAGUGCAAAUGCCAGGAGCGGAACGGAGGCCUGCACGCGCCGGGCAUAUCUGCUGGAGCCUUUGGGAGGCAGAAGUCAUUCUCUCAAGGGACGGCCCCGGGUUCCCGCUUUCCGGCUCCCGGAACUUUCCCCAUCGGGCCCCUCUUUGCUGGCCAUUGGGGGAGACACGUCAACUCCCAGAAUUCACUGCUUCACACCCAGCGUGCACUGCUGCACGGGGGGCCCGCUACCUCUGCCGAUUCCGGAGCUCCUCCACGUGUUGUGGUUUCUCCCGCUUUCCCGAGCACCUGUGGUUUCCCCUCAGGAGUGUGCAGGCUCCUCAAGGGCGGCAACUCUGACCUUUGUCCUCGUGUCCUCAGAGCCAAGUGUGGCGCCGGGCUCAUGUGCAGAUCCUGGGCAAGGCUGGGGCUGCAGAGGAUGGUUAUUAAGCACCUACUGCGUGCAAACUCGUGUUUGGGAGAGACGAAGGUUCUGGAUGCUGCCCUCAUGGAGCUGAUUGUCUCAGGGGGUCACAACACGGAGAGAAGGCCCCGCGCCUGGGCCGGGGCCCUGGGGGCUUUGGGGCUGGCCUCCCGUGGGAAGGACGCCUCCAAGCGAAGAGGAAGCCUGACGGCCAUCCCAGGGGCCACAACCCUGGAGGAGCCGGGCGGGUCGCCAUCCCGCCGGUCCAGCAGAAGUUUCACCUUCCUUCAGCACUGCUUCGGCCACUGGCCCCUGGACGCUUCUUUCCGAGCAGUCCUGGAGAUGUGGCUGAGUUACUUACAGCCGUGGAGAUACGCCCCGGAGAAGCAGUGCCUGCCUGCUGACCCCCAGCCUCGAAGCAUCCCAGAAAAGUGGGCCCCCUUUGUGCAGGAAAACCUGCUGAUGUACACCAAGCUCUUCAUCGGCUUUCUCAACCGUGCCCUCCGGACGGACCUGGUGAGCCCCAAGAACGCGCUCAUGGUGUUCCGGGUCGCCAAGGUCUUCGCCCAGCCCAACCUGGCCGAGAUGAUUCAGAAGGGAGAGCAGCUGUUCCUGGAGCCGGAGCUGGUCAUCCCGCACCGGCAGCACCGGGUCUUCAUGACCCCCACCUUCCAGGGGAACCUCCUCUCCUCCUGGCCCCCCACCAUCACCGACGCCUCCUUCAAGGUGAAGAGCCACGUGUACAGCUUGGAGGGCCAGGACGGCCAGUACAAGCAGAUGUUCGGCCCCGAAGUGCGCACCUUGGUGCUCCGGUUGGCCCAGAUGAUCGCCCGGGCCAAGCAGACGGCAAACUCGCUCUCCGACACCUCGUGCGAGAACUUGGCCAACCGCUCCUUCCUGUCCUUGCUGGGUUUUGGGAACAUGGACACAAACGGCACCUACUGCACCAACGACCUCGACGAGCUGGGCCAGGACAGCAUCAAGAAGACGGACGAGUAUCUGGACAAGGCCCUGGAGUACUUGUGCCAGAUAUUCCGACUCAGUGAAGCCCAGCUGAACCAGCUGCUGAUGAAUGUGGGCGCGACACCCGACGAGAAUGGAAAGAAACAGCUUCCUGACUGUGUCAUGAGUGAUGAGGGGCUGGUUCUCACCCCCCUUGGCAGAUACCAGAUCAUCAACGGCCUGCGGAAGUUUGACAUCGAGUACCAAGGGGACCUGGAACUGCAGCCCAUCCGCAGCUACGAGAUGGCCCCUCUGGUGCGCCUGCUGUUCCGGCUCUCGUCCGCCAUUAACCGCCGAUUUGCAGGCCAGAUGCAAGCCCUGUGCUCACGGGAGGACUUCCUCGGGGCCUUGUGUCGCUUCCACCUCAUCGACUCGCUCCAGGCCGAGAGGAGCCGGCUGAGCCCCGUGGCACCGCACCGGGCCGGCCGCAGUUACGGCCCGCGGGUCAGCCUGCGCUUCCUGGCCAGCUACCGGACACUGGUGUCCCUGCUGAUGAUCUACUUCGUCGCCAACUCGUUCUGCAUCGGGCCGCUGACCUGCUUGCUGCUCAUCCUGGUCGCGUACCUCCUGUAUGCCUUCACGAUGACGGUGGUCACCCAGAGGCUGAAGCCCCACCAGCACUGACCGGCCCGGCGGCCGGCCCUGGGGCCCGUGGGCACACCUCUCGUAGUGUAUUUUUUUACUAAUACAGCCGUGCACACUCGUGAAGCCGCUUUGCGUGGGGCAGCUGGAAGGAGGGGUGUAGACACAUCAGCCUUGUGUGGAUGGGCAGAAGCCCCCGGGGACUGAGGCCAACCGCAGGGCCUGCCUCAUGGCGCUUCGGACGCUUCCUGCAGGGGCAUCCGGCUCGUGUUUCAGGAGCGUCCUUGUGCCGUGAUGGGCAGCGAGGGCCUCAGGGAGCUGGCGUGGCCGCGAGGGAGACGACUGGACCAAGCCGACCCACGUCUGUGAGGCGACAGCGGGCAGGGCCCGGCUGCUGCCCCUCCUGGACCUCCUCCCGUCCUGUUCUACUUCUCGGGAAGGCCACGUUCCUGAGCCCGAGGUUCUGGAUGUGCCACGAAUGACAGGGAUGGGGAUGGAGAUACGUCGGACCGUUUAUCGUCCUCAGAUUUUAUCCUGUCGGGUUCACACCCUCGUGACCCAGAAAACCACGGGGAUGGCCGUGUACAUCCUCCAGUCGUUUGGGACCUGGGGACAGAGGGCAGGGAGGAGGGCCGAAGAGUGAGGGUCAAAAUCCAUUCCUGGCAGGAAGCUGUCUGCGAGGGUCUCCCAGAGCUUUCCCUUGGUGGGCCAGACUUGGUCCCACCACAGUGGGCACCUGCCCACCUUGGCAUGGAUUUCCCCGGCCUGCCAAGAUGUGGGGAGGCCUUCUCCCCCUCCCCUCUCCUGCCUUUUCCUUCACCUGGGGGAGCAGUUUUGCUCAGAGGUCAUUGAUCUGUCAUUUUGUGGAUGCGAACCAACCUUUUUAGGGAAGGUGCACAAGCACUUCACCAGCCUGGUCACCCAGAAUGGUUUUUACUUCUUUGAAUGUGCUCCCUCGGGAGAGCCCGUGAGACGGCAGGAUCCGAGCCCACGGUCACCGGGGGCACAGUGUCUGGCCUUUCCAGCGCGUCUAUUUAGAAGCAAUUCUGGGCCCGGUUGGGAUUCUUGGCUGUCCCUCUGAGCCAGGGUUCUGGCACGCUUGUGGCGAGCUUUUUCUUGCGCGAGUCCCAUUUCCCCUCUGGGUUUCCAUUUUAAAACCAAAGACGUAUUCCACUGGAAGAGUUUCGCGCUCAGAGAAGAGAAAUCAAACCGCGGGUUGAAGCCUUAGAUGAUGCGUUUGUGGGGCUUGGGGGCGUUUAUGUCAGAGCGUGGUCCAAACCAUGCUGAGCCCAGGCUGCAUCAGGCUGUUCCUUUGAAGUUUCUUCCAGCCCCGAGCUUGUGUGAUGGGAUUCACGAUCUUACUUUUGAGCAGAGGGAGCGGAAGUUGCAGCGUUCUCGCUGCAAAUGCCCAAGCCGACUCUGCUCCUUGAAGGGCAUGUCCAACACAGAAGGUCCACUGUCCUCGUUCUCUCCAGGACUCCAAGGAUUCUGGCUCAGGGACAGUCAUUUUAAUCCAGAUCACAGUAGGAACAAAAACAGAAUUGUAGGGUUGAGUUCCAGGAGGGACUUUAAAGAUCCCUGUGUGUCCGUGCAUCCUCCCCAUUUUCCAGAUGAGGAAACAGGUCUAGAGAAGAGGGUUACUUGUCCAAGAUGGUAGCAGCAGAACCAGAAUCUAAAUCCAUUUCCCCAGGCCAGAGCUUCCUGGAAUCACGCUGCAUCUCGUAAUUCUCCAAAUCCCCUUCCCACAUUGAGCACUUCUUCAUCCUGUGCAGAAACCCUGUCUAGCAUCGGAGACGGUGUUCUGUCUUGGCAGUCCCCUGCCUCUCCUGCACAGACGAGUAAGAGCGUGGCCCGCUCUCUGGUCCCCACCGGGCACCUCCCUCCUGCUCCUUUCUCUGCGUCGGUGCCCGUUGGCCCCAUACCUGGCCUUUCUUGGGCCAUCUUUUUUUCGGUCAGUGAGCAGGCUCCUAGAACGGGAAACACAGCAUGCUCUAGCAGUCCUGUGCCGUAAGAAGCCGUGAACAUAGAUUCGGAGAAUUGUGGGGAGACGUGGGUGAGCCCAUGCAGAGGGGAGUGAGCGGGAGAGCAGUGUCAGCCAGGACCAGCUCAUCCCUGGAGAAGAGCUGGGGGACUCCCGGUGGUGAGCACAGCCUGCCUGGUCAGGCUCAGGAUAUAGAGUGUUUUGUUUCUUUUUAAAAACUCUGUUGUGAGGGAUGGCUGCCUGGGCAGUGGAGGGAGGUGUUGGAAAAUUGAGUGAAAACCAAAGGCUCUCGGUGAAGGGCCCCAGAGGGCUGCUGCUGGGUUUGGGCUGCUACCCGGGAUUGGGCCGCUGCCCGGGAUUGGGCCUUGGCUUCUGUCCCGGACUCCCCUGGAGUCCAUGUCCAGCGGUGAGAUUAUCCUGGGUCAGAGGAUGCCUUAGUCACUUUAACUAGAUAAUCCAAAACUGACAAAGGGUGCUCGGCAGAGGACACGGCUGUGCCGUUCUGACGCCGCCCCUCCCGCACUCGAUGUCCACCCUGCUUCAUCUAAUGACUCAUCAGGAGCAUCUGGUACCAUGGAGAGAGCCAGUCUUGAAGACUUGAGUCUUGUCCCUGACACGUCAUUGACCUUAUCAAGGGCCAGCCUAAUUUCUAGGCGUUUCCUUACCUGAGAGUUCCCUAUCACGGUGAGAUCAGAGGGGUAACUCCAAACUCUUCUUAAUGAGGGGCCAUUAAUAGUUUGUACAUUUUCUUCUGAAAAUUUCCAGUUCUUGGAAUAACCUAGAAAAUGAUUCUUAAGUGGAUCGAUCUCGUGUAUCUUGGGUAGCUAACUCAGCAAUGAUGUUAAAUGCAAGUCCUCUCCCCAUUCUGUGUCCAAUUCCCAUGUCAAGAUUGGUUUCAUACGUGUAGGUGCUUUUUAAAAAUUGCAUGUAGUCAGAAGGGUUGAUUUUUCUCCUCGUCUCACGCUACCCAGGGGUGUGAAAGUGAUGUCCAAUCCCAUUCCUUUCGAGAUUGUUUAGGAUGUGACGUGUGACUUUUUAUACUUUGGUUAUUACACCAAAUUUCAAAUUUACGACAGUAUUGCUCAAAAUUAAUUGAUAAAAAUAAAUCAGUGAAACAGACUAGACAUUCAGAAACGCAAAGUUUUUUGUUUUUAAACCCCUGUGUUUGAUGAACCCCCAAACACAAGUACUGAGCUAACGAUUUCCAUUUGGAGAACAGCUAAGAAAACACAAGAGGGGAGGUAGUUCAACUCUCAUUUUACCUCAGAGGGAACAGACCCACAGGAGAUGAUGGUUUUCCUGAUCUCCUGUUUGUGUUCUCCAGUACAUGCACCAAGUCAGGAGUCUUUUCUCAAUGAGGAAAUGAUUUUGUUACCCCCACCCCCACUCCCCAGUAUCAUGACUGAACGAGACAAAAUUCAGAUCAAUAAACUGAAAUUGACCUAUCUUUCAGAAA
Messenger RNA from Sarcophilus harrisii (Tasmanian devil), 7774 nucleotides. RefSeq names its product sphingomyelin phosphodiesterase 4 (gene SMPD4). NCBI's taxonomy places the organism in Eukaryota, Metazoa, Chordata, Mammalia, Dasyuromorphia, Dasyuridae. The record is from RefSeq and is a predicted model, not a curated record. Gene Ontology annotation, biological process: ceramide biosynthetic process; sphingomyelin catabolic process; glycerophospholipid catabolic process. Bases 384 to 4379 code for a protein of 1331 amino acids. The transcript has 28 exons. Gene Ontology annotation, molecular function: sphingomyelin phosphodiesterase D activity.